Labeo rohita (rohu) is the source of this 3766-nucleotide messenger RNA. RefSeq names its product probable ATP-dependent RNA helicase ddx6. Gene Ontology annotation, cellular component: P-body; cytoplasmic stress granule. The record is from RefSeq and is a predicted model, not a curated record. The transcript has 14 exons. Bases 836 to 2305 code for a protein of 489 amino acids. Gene Ontology annotation, biological process: cytoplasmic stress granule assembly; P-body assembly. Lineage: Eukaryota; Metazoa; Chordata; Actinopteri; Cypriniformes; Cyprinidae. Gene Ontology annotation, molecular function: mRNA binding; ATP binding; RNA helicase activity.
UGGCAGCACCUCAGAUGUUCAGCCUUAUAUGAAGCCCACUGACGCCUAAUUCAUGUCGACGGUAUUGACAAAAAAUACAACAAAGAGCUGAGCUGCUUGUAGCGACAUGAUAAAUACUACGUUGAUAACCAAGUAAUUUACCCAACAUAUAUGGCAACAUAGGAUACUGACAGAAGUAAAGGUGACAACUGUGGGCACAACUGGAUGUCAACACAGAGGAAAGGACAGACACAGGAUCUCCAGCUAACUUGUUAAUUAAAGAACUGACUUGUAUUCAGUCCUGUUGGACGUUUAAACUGCAGUCACCUUGAAGUGUUACUUCGUCUAUUAAUGUGCUGAUGUGCUAGAGUGAGUCCUACCUACCAGACAAAUUUAUAUAUUAGACAAAUGGUCUCUCUGAGUUAAACUGCAUCUGAAGAAGAAGAAGUGAGAAUUGGCAGCCAUAAGACCACAAGGCACUGUUUGCAUACUAUAAAUAUUGCAGAAGUGUAGACACGAAAAGAAAGUUCUGGUCUAGGUCUUUCUGUAGUUCACAUUGCCUUAGCAGACUAGUUCUUUAUUAAACCUGUCCAGGUAUAAUUUUCUAUACUGUGUGCAGGUGUGCAAUAUUUAUGCACAUAAAUAUUUAUUUCUCUUCUUUUAGAAGAGCCCUUGUAAAAAAUCUUGCGUGACAGCAUUGCUCUUAAUUAUAGAGCCUAAGCUGCUGUAUACAGAAUUUGUAAAUAUCUCAAAAGAUUCUUUAGUGACACGUUUUGUUGAAACCUUGUAAACACUGAAUGGUUCUCUAGGUCUUAGACUUUACAAAGGUGUUAGAAAAGUGAAAAAGCUUUAGAAAAUGUCAACGAAGAUGGAGAACACUGGCCCCGCUCUCAUGGGCUUAAAUACACAUAACAGGCAGCUUAUAGGACAGCCUAAAGCCCCCUCUCAAUUAGGACCCCAAACUGUGAGUGCUCAGCCUGGAAAGGAGCCCAUGGGGAUCCAGAAACCAGCCAAUGCAUCUCAGGAAGGACCUAGUAUCAGGUUUGGUGAUGACUGGAAAAAAAGCCUACAGCUCCCUGCUAAGGACAAUAGAGUCAAAACUUCAGAUGUGACUGCAACCAAAGGGAAUGAGUUUGAGGACUACUGUCUAAAAAGAGAGCUGCUGAUGGGCAUUUUUGAGAUGGGCUGGGAAAAGCCCUCCCCAAUUCAGGAGGAGAGUAUUCCUAUUGCCCUGUCUGGUCGCGAUAUACUGGCCCGUGCCAAAAAUGGAACAGGAAAGAGUGGUGCAUACCUGAUCCCCCUUCUAGAGAGAAUUGACAUAAAAAAGGAUCACAUCCAGGCUAUGGUGAUUGUUCCCACUCGUGAACUGGCUCUUCAGGUCAGUCAGAUCAGUAUUCAGAUCAGCAAACACCUGGGUGGUGUUAAGGUCAUGGCAACCACAGGUGGGACCAACCUACGAGAUGAUAUAAUGCGUCUGGAUGAGACAGUUCAUGUUGUUAUAGCAACACCUGGCAGAAUUUUGGACUUGAUAAAAAAGGGCGUUGCCAAAGUGGAUAAAAUUCACAUGAUGGUUAUGGAUGAGGCUGAUAAGCUGCUCUCUCAGGACUUUGUGAUCAUUAUUGAGGACAUCAUUGGAUUCCUUGCAAAGAACAGACAGAUUCUGCUCUAUUCAGCCACAUUCCCCAUCAGCGUUCAGAAGUUCAUGGCAAAGCACCUACAGAAGCCCUAUGAGAUUAAUUUGAUGGAGGAACUGACCCUAAAAGGCAUUACGCAGUUCUAUGCUUACGUCACAGAAAGACAGAAAGUCCACUGCCUUAACACUCUGUUCUCCAGGCUGCAGAUCAAUCAGUCCAUCAUCUUCUGUAACUCUACUCAGCGAGUGGAGCUUUUGGCCAAGAAGAUAACGCAGUUGGGCUACUCCUGCUUUUACAUUCAUGCAAAGAUGAUGCAGGAAUACAGAAACCGUGUUUUCCAUGACUUCAGAAAUGGGCUCUGCAGGAAUCUUGUUUGCACAGAUUUAUUCACUAGAGGCAUCGACAUCCAGGCAGUAAAUGUGGUCAUCAACUUUGAUUUCCCCAAGAACGCAGAAACGUAUCUGCAUCGCAUCGGACGUUCAGGAAGGUUUGGACACCUGGGUUUGGCAAUCAAUCUCAUUACUGCUGAGGAUCGUUUUAACCUGAAGACCAUUGAGGACCAGCUCAUGACAGACAUAAAACCUAUCCCCGGCAGCAUCGAUAAGAGUCUGUAUGUGGCAGAGUUUCACUCUAUGAACCCUGACUGUGAGGCAGAGGCGUCUCAGCCUGAUGGAGAGUUUGAAGCCCUUUAGGGAGCACCAUUAGAGCAGGACAGUUGGAGAAACUGAACCUGACUUUUGCACAAACAUCUGCUAGUAACUUCUCUGCUCGUUCCUUUCCUCUUCUUUUCCACCUCAGCUGUAUUUUUAUUUCAGUUUGUGUCAAUGUUUUGCUCUCUCUUUUUCUCUUUUUUUUUCUUUUUUUUUUUUGUUUUUGUAUUCAUUGUUCAUUUUUGGGAGGGGUGGUGGAGGGUCAUUUAUACCUAAAUGACCAUACACUUUCAAGUUGAGACUUGCAAGAAUAAAAGCAAAUCAUUCAGAGAAAAGUUCUGGUUUGAUAGAAAACGAUAAACAAGGGAAAGGUAUUGAUAAAAAUAGAGUUUAGCAUACUUGCGUCAUCAGUUAAGCAUUUACACACAAACCCUGAAACAAGAUUUUUUUUUAACCCAAGUGCCUUAACAUAUAUUGUCUCAGUUUCAUAUUAAAAUGUCAUUGCUAUGUUGAAGUAUUCCCAAAGACUAAACACAGGAUUUUACAGUAUAUUGGUGCUACUGGAUUCUGUGAAGGAAUAAGUGAUUUAUUAAUGAGAAGCAUUUCUAAAUUCCAUUAUAUUCAGUCUGAGGCAGCUAGAAAAACCAGCAUCCAUGGAAAUAUUGCAGAGCUCAGGAUUCAGGUGUCAACAUGAACUAUUGCACUAAACUGCCUGAGAAAAAGACAUCUGCAUUAAUAUUGGUGCAUUUUGUAGUUUCAUUUGUAGUCACAGACAAAUGUAAAUUUGGAAAUUGUAAAGAAAUGUAGAGGCAAAUUAUGGUUUCAAACAGAGACACAAUUUGUGCAAUCUUUUUUUGUAUCUUGUGUUUUUUAUACUAUAUUAGACAUUCCUAAUUUAAACAUUCAUGACAAAACUGACAUAAUGUGAGAGAUGUCAGACUACUACAUAAAAGCUGAUAUAAAAAAAAAUUGCCACAUUGCAUUCAUACAUUAUCAGAUCCACACAUUUAUAUGCACAACUGUAUCAAAUGAUUUGGAGAGUUUGUUUGGUGUUUUUUCAUUUAUUUAAAGGUUGGUGAGAAGGUUUGUCUGAAAAUAGCAUCUUUUACAGAUUUUAUUUCUUUUGGAUUUUAAUGAAUGUAUAAAGUGGUUAAUGAAUGGACUUUGACAUUAGUUUUUGUUUUGUUUUGUUUUGUUUUUUGCCAAAAUGUUUGACUUUUACUUUCAUCUAAAUUCUGCCUAGUGAAUAUUUGUGAUAUCCUUUGGCAGAAAGGAGGCAAAAUUCCUUCUUAUUCCCUUUUGGAUGUUUGCAAGAGGCUUUUCAUAACCUCAUUUUGCAUUUGUAAAAAGAUAUUUUGAUCAAGACAGAGUAUUUUCAUACAGCAGAAUUGUAGCAUCUUCUUGGUGGCAGCUAUGAUUUUUCUCCAAAAGAUGUUUUUUUUUUUUUUUUUCCUUUUUGCUAAGCAGGAAUAUGUGGCAUGUAGCUCAAAGCUUUAAAAAUAG